Messenger RNA from Guillardia theta CCMP2712, 1938 nucleotides. RefSeq lists its product as hypothetical. Gene Ontology annotation, cellular component: nucleus. The transcript is spliced from 6 exons. Gene Ontology annotation, molecular function: ATP binding; nucleic acid binding; RNA helicase activity. The record is from RefSeq and is a predicted model, not a curated record. Lineage: Eukaryota; Cryptophyceae; Pyrenomonadales; Geminigeraceae. Bases 1 to 1938 code for a protein of 645 amino acids. Gene Ontology annotation, biological process: rRNA processing.
AUGGUGGCCAAAGGGAAGCAGAGGGGAGGAGGAACGCACAAGGAGCAGCGAUCAAAGAAGCAUGAAAGGCUGGAGGAGGAGAUUCAGACCCUAGAGCAGCGUAUCGCAGCUGAAGCUCCUCCUCCUGGGACCAACCCGCUUGCCAAUGACCUUGCCAGCAAGCCAGCAGCCAAGUCAUUCAGGGAGCUGCCGCUGUCGCGCCCGACGCUGCAGGGGCUCGAGGAGGGAGGCUACAAGACUAUGAAGGACAUCCAGAGGGCCUGCAUCCCGCACAUCCUGGCAGGUCGAGACCUGCUGGGAGCCGCGAAGACGGGAUCGGGGAAGACGCUGGCGUUCCUGAUUCCAGUAAUGGAGAGGCUGUUCCGGCUCAAGUGGUCGAAGCUGGACGGGCUGGGAGGGCUGGUGAUCUCGCCGACAAGAGAGCUUGCGAUCCAGAUCUUCGAGGUCCUGAGGAAGGUCGGGAAGAAGCAUGAGAUGUCGGCAGGGCUGGUGAUCGGUGGCAAGGACGUGGGGCAGGAGCAGGAGCGAGUCACCCACAUGAACAUCCUGGUCUGCACGCCGGGGAGGCUGCUGCAGCACAUGGACGAGACGUACGGCUUCGACGCCUGCAACCUCCAGGUGCUAGUCCUUGACGAGGCCGAUCGCAUCCUGGACCUCGGCUUCUCUGCGACGAUCAACAGUAUCGUUGAGAACCUGCCCAAGAGCAGGCAGACUCUGCUCUUCUCUGCUACCCUGUCCAAGCAGGUGAGGGACCUGGCGAGGCUAAGCCUCAAGGAGCCCGAGUACAUAGCUAUCCACGAGGCCUCCUCCACCGUCACCCCCAGCAGACUCCAGCAGCACUACAUGGUUGUAAACCCGGCGGAGAAACUGGACGUGCUGUGGUCUUUCAUCAAGAUGCACCUCAAGAGCAAGUCCAUCGUCUUCCUGUCCUCCUGCAAUCAAGUUCGUUUCGUCCACGAGGUCUUCUGCCGCCUUCGCCCAGGUGUGGUCCUGAGCGCCCUCCAUGGCAAGAUCAAGCAGGAGAAGAGGCUGCAGAUCUUCCUGGACUUUUGCGAGAGGAAAGAGGCAGUUCUCUUCGCGACUGACGUGGCUGGACGAGGACUGGACUUCCCCGAGGUCGACUGGGUGAUCCAGGCAAUAUGUGCACAGGUCGACUGCCCGGAGGAUGUGGCGACGUACAUCCAUCGGGUGGGGAGGACAGCCAGGAACGAGGCGAAGGGGAAGUCACUGCUGCUGCUAUGCGAGCACGAGAAGAAGAUGGCGAGCAACGUGCAAGAGGCAAGGAUACCCAUCAAGCAGAUCCAAGUGAACAAGUCGAGGAUGCAGCCUCUCCAUCAAAAGCUCGCCACUCUUCUCUCCCAGGACGCUUCCUUGAAGCACAUGGCUCAAAAGGCCUUCGUCUCCUACCUGAGGAGCGUCCACCUGCAGCCGGACAAGCAGAUCUUUGACGUCAACAAGCUCCCCGUCGAGCUGCUGGCCUCCUCCUGGGGCCUCCCUACGAUGCCGCGGCUGCGGUUUGUGGCCGCUCCUGCUGUGAAGAAGAAGAACAUCCCCUACGCUCUCCGGGAGGACGGAAAUAAGGGAGCUGAGAAGGAGGAGAAAGAGGAAGAGGAAGAGGAAGAGGAAGAGGAAGAGGAAGAGGAAGAGAAGUCACAGAGGACACGAGUGAUCGCGACCGACGAGGAAGGCUCCGACGGGGCCGGUCCCGCGAAGGAGAAUGACGAUGAUGAUGAUGAUGAUGAGGAGGAGGAGGAGGAGGAGGAGGAGCAAGGCGCUCGCAGCUCUGACGGGAGUGACGAGGAGAAUAGUGAUGUUGAGGUGGCAAGCGCAGGUUGGAAGGGAGGGAAAGGCAAGGAGGAAGCAAUAGACAAGAAACGAUCGCUGCAGGACGAGGAGGAGCUGGCGCUGACACUUCUCAAGAAACGGCAGAGGGUUUGA